AUGCGCCCAUCCCAGUUAUUGUCAAAAAUGCAGGAGCUUGCGGGUGACAAUUUUAAGUCCAAUGUUUUACAAUCAUUGUGGCUCAAUCGUCUCCCGAACAAUAUCCAAGCUAUUCUUGCCUCCAGUAACGAGAACGAGAACCUACCCCAACUGGCCCAAAUGGCAGACAAAAUUCAUGAUGUUCUCCAACCACAAGCAAUCAGUCAAGUUCAGCAUCCCAGUGUUGAUAUUUCAUCUCUUCAACAACAAAUCCAGGAAUUAUCAUUGCAGGUCGCAGCCUUACAGACACGAUCUCAGUAUCAUCCGCGCGGUAGAUCAAAGUCCCGGAACCGAAAUAAUAGGGAAUACCAACGCGCUCAUUCUGGUACUCAAUCAGACAUUUGUUUCUAUCACAGCCGAUUCGGUGAUAAAGCGCGCAAGUGUACACCUCCAUGCAAAUUUCAGAAGACCUCUUUAAACUGA
Molecule: messenger RNA, 462 nt
Organism: Stegodyphus dumicola
Lineage: Eukaryota; Metazoa; Arthropoda; Arachnida; Araneae; Eresidae
Source: RefSeq, a predicted model, not a curated record